Molecule: messenger RNA, 5953 nt
Organism: Lates calcarifer (barramundi perch)
Lineage: Eukaryota; Metazoa; Chordata; Actinopteri; Centropomidae
Product: cilia- and flagella-associated protein 44-like
Molecular function (GO): protein binding
Source: RefSeq, a predicted model, not a curated record
AUGAAGGUAAUUAGAGACUUUGUAAGCGUACUUCACUCCUUCAGCUACGACGCGGCGCGCAGGUCAAACCUGCAGCUGCUGGACGACACAACUCUGAUCUUCAUCGCAGGAAACCUCCUCGUCCUCCUCGACAUUUCCACCAAGGAGCAGAGAUACCUGCGCUCCUGCAGCGGAGGAGGAAUCGGCUCCAUCACGACACACCCAAGCAAACAGUACUUUGUCGCAGCAGAGAAGGGAAACCAGCCCAACAUCAUCGUAUAUGAGUAUCCCUCGUUACGACCGCACCGCAUCCUCAGAGGCGGCACCGAGCGGGCGUACAGCUUCGUGGACUUUAACCACGACGGCAGCCUGCUGGCCAGCGUGGGCAGCGCGCCCGACUACAUGCUGACGCUGUGGAACUGGAGGCAGGAGGAGGUGAUGCUGAGCUGCAAGGCCAUUUCUCAGGAGGUCUACAGAGUCAGCUUCUCCCCGUACAACCCAGGACUGCUCACAUCGUCGGGAUCUGGACACAUCAAGUUCUGGAAAAUGGCGAGCACCUUCACAGGUCUUAAAUUGCAGGGGCUCAUGGGGCAUUUUGGGAAAAUGGCAGCGACUGAUAUCGAGGGCUACGUGGAGCUUCCUGAUGGAAAGGUCUGUGGUGUCCGGCACACCAACUUGCUGCUGUGGGAUGGAAACGCCAUUAAAGUGGAGAUUUGCCGUAAGGAGGGUCGGACCUGCCACGCCGGGAUGGUUCAGCCGUUCGCUCUCGAGGAUGGACAGCUGAUGACGAUUGGCUCUGACGGCCUCCUGCAGGGCUGGGACUUUGAGAGCAUCGACGCCGGCAGCAACAGCGAGAGCAGCAGGUUUGAGAUGGAGCCCAUGAACGAGAUGGUGGUCGGACACAACGUCUGCCUCUCGUCUGUGACCAGGAGCUCCCUGCCCGACUCCUUCAUCUGGUUCGCUCAGGAUUCCAGUGGAGCCAUCUGGAAACUGGAUCUGUCGUUCACCUACACGACUCCGGAUCCUGAGUGCCUGUUUUCCUUCCAUUCCGGUCCGAUCCAGGGCCUGGACGUGUCCAAGAAAUCCUACCUGAUGGCCACGACCGCUCUGGACCGCUCAGUCAAAGUCUUUGACUUCUUGGCCAAACGAGAACUGACCACCAGCCGCUUCAACCAGGGUGGGACUGCUCUCAGCUGGGCUCCACCUCUGGUGAACCAGAGCGGAGGUUUACUGGUGACGGGCUUUGAGGACGGUGUGGUCCUGCUGGAGCUGUACGACCCUCAGAGGCUGCACGUGGUCGCCGGCGCAGCCAAAGGAGACGCCAAGCUGCGCCUCAAACAAGCCUUCAAGCCCCAUAAUGCACCUGUAACUGCUGUGGCGUAUGAGAGAAAUGGAGACAUCUUAGCCACGGGGCUCAGACUGCACAGUGUUCUUCUUCACCGUCCGGCCGAAAAAUACAACCCCAUCGGCUUCGUCCAAGUUCCCGGGGCCGUGCAGGGGCCUGGAGUGGUCACCCUCAUUCCCACGGUGAAAAACAGGCUGCUCAUCCUGUGUCAGAGCGGUCACGUGGUCGAGGUGCACAGUCCUGAUCCGGACGCCCAGAAAGCCGACCAAAACCUUCAAGCUGCCCGAAGCUGCCCCGGCAGAUCCUUCAGAGAGAGGAGGAGAUCGCGAGACGUCAAGCCGCAAAGGAGAAGAAGAGGAAGGAGAGAGAGGAAGAGGCUGAAAGAGUCGAAGCAGCCAGAGGAGCAAGAGGAAGAGGAGGAGGAAGAAGAGGAGUUACCACCUAUCUACAUCCCCGACCCUCCGAGUCCUCUCUACUGUGGCUUCUACUCACAGCCCGGACAGUUCUGGCUCUCAAUGGGAGGCUUUGACUCAGGUUUCCUGUACCACUGUAAGUUCUCUGAGAAUCAGGAUGAGGAUCCAGACGAACGACAGGAUGAGCCCUUUGACUUCCUGCCCGUUCACAACACAGAUGACGACCCCAUUCGCUCCGUCACCUUCAGCUCCGACAGGCAGCUGUUGCUCUGCGGCAUGCACUCAGGGUCCGUCAGGGUUUACCUGCUGCAGCCCGCUGACCACAGCCUCACCUCCAUGCAGGCCUACUGGGCUCUGAGCGUCCACGACAACCAGUACGGACACCUGCGGCACAUCCGCUGCAGCCACGACGACCACUUUGUGCUGACGGCCGGAGACGACGGGAACAUCUUCUCCUUCAGCCUGCUCCCUCCAGAGGAGUGCAGAAAAAGCCUGCAGAGGAGGAGGGCCAAGGUUCCCUCGCCCAGGGUGGGUCUUGAAAAUGAGGUGUUGGCCCAGGACAUUGAAGACCCAGCAGCUUACAGCAUAGAAACGGCUAAACAGAAGCUAGAGAAGGACCGACUGCGUCGAGAGGCCGAGCUGAAGAUCACAGGGAAGCGGAAGAAGCUGGCUGAGCUCCAGAAGAAGUUUAAAGAGCUGCUGAACCACAACCAGAGUCUGCCGGAGCACGAGCUGCAGCUGGAUCGGCGUUUCCAUGAACAGGCAGAGCGGGUGAAGUCCCAGUGGGUGAUGGAGGUCAGGAAGCAGCUGGGCUGGGAGGAGGAGCGCUCCUGCGUAGGACUCAGCAAACUACAGGACUGGUUCAGGGACUCUCUGGAGGCCAACAUGGUCACCGUGGUCGCCAUCCGCACCGACCACAGACUCUCCACCUACCGUUUGCCGACGCUCGCCAAACCGUCAGCGGAUCUCCGACGUCAGAGCACCUCCAGCCGACCGGACAGAGACAGAGACGCCGCUCCGGAGCGCAGGAAUCCAGAGCCGAGCCGGAGGGAGGUGCUGCGCCCUAAGGUGGCUCGUCCAGCAGCGGUUAAACUGGGAGAUCGGCAGAUGGAGAGGCUCCGAAAGGCGGCGGAGAAAGCUGAACAAGCUCGAGCCAAAAUAGAGAAGAGGAAGCAGGAAUGGGCCCAACUUUACGCAGAGAAACCAGACCAGAACUGUGAGGAUCCGCGGGACGUGCAGGCCAUCCGUGAAGCCAAGGAGAACAUUGGAGACUUAAAGCUGAAGUCGGACAAAGACUUCACGGUGCCGAAGCACCUGAGGAUGAACGCUGAGAGGAAGAGAGCGGAGCUGAUUGGCCUGGAGGAGAACAUCCGGGAGAAGCAGACUGAGAUGAACAGACGUAUCGUGGCGUUGCGGGACUCCAAGGUUCGCCUGGUGUCUCAGCUGCAUGCUCAGGCUCAGCAGCUCCACAAGGUCCAGCAUGGUCUGGCGGUCCAUCUCCACCGGCCUCCACCCGCCCUGCCGACCGUACUACCAGAGGAAACUCCGGAGAGGAGGCUGCAGUACAGCCGGGCCACCCUGGAGAGAUACCGGGUCCUGAGGGAACAGAGUUUUAAGGGCGUGCAGCAGGAGGAGCAGGAGGGAAGCACACGGCUGCUGGAGCAGCUGGAGAAGGAGAUGAAGGAGGAGGAGGAGGAGAAAGAUGAUGAGGAGAGAGGAGAAGAAGAGACAUCAGUGGAGGAGGGAGUGGAGCUGAGUGAGCUGGAGGAGGAGCUGCUGAGGGAGGAGGAGAUCAGGCUGCUGCAUGAGCAGGACUCCCUGCUGGAGCAGAUGGACACUUCAGUGUGUCAGUUCGACGCAGAGCUGCUGCUGCUGCGUCACCAGAAGCUGCGUCUGGACUGGCAGCUGAAACUGGCCGACCUCCAUCAGCUGACGCUCUACCAGGAGCUGCUGCUCCUCAAGGAGUUCGAGAGGAGGGAGGACAGCCUGCAGGAGAAGCUCAACGGACGCAUCAAGGAGGAGAACAGCAUCACGUCCAAACUGGAGGAAUGCAGUGAACAGCUGGAGCUGAAGCAGAGAGACAUAGCCAAACUGCAGGAGAGAGAGAAAGCUCUGAUCACGGCCUUCCAGGCCUCGCUGGGCGAAAACAACAAGUGUGAAGAGUUUCUGACCAAAGUCUUCAAGAAGAAGAUCAAACGUGUCAAGAAGAAGGAGCAGACCGGAGAUGAAGAAGAAGAAGCAGACAGCGAUGAAGACUCGGAUGAAGACGACGACUGGGACGAUGAUGAUUUUGACAGCGGCUCAGAGGAAGGAGGAGCAGCUCUGGACGACAGCGUCUGUCCUCCGGGCUGCGACCCAGAGCUGUUUGAAAACACGCUGCAGCUUCGUGAGCGUCGCCUGGACCUGGAGGAACUGCUGGUGGAGGAGAAGAAGAGCGCCGAGGCUCUGAAGAAGGAGUGUGACACCCUCGCCAAGAAGGAAAAAACGGUGAAGAACAAUCGAAAAACAGUGGAAGACGACUUGGAGUUGGUCAACAGAGAGAAACAGCAGAAGAUGAACGAGCUGGAUGUGGUGGUUCCUCUCAGGCUGCACCAGAUCGAGUUUGUUGUUAACGACUCGGUGCCGUCCGAUCUGAGCCCGGCGUUGGUUCUGGACAGGACGGAGCUGGGCAGGCUGCAGGAGCGGAUCAAGCAGCUACAGGUGGAGAAGAACCAGCAGAGAGAUCUGUACUUUCAGGCCCGGCAGCAGCACGUCAAGCUCAUCCACGACCGCAAGGACAUGGACACAAAGAUCCAGGUGCUGGACAAGCAGUGCAACGAGCUGAUGUUGAUGAAGUACGGGAGGCUGGUGGACGUGGAGGCUCUGCAGACACUGUCGGGGAACAGGACGCUGGAGGAGCUCAAGCAGGAAAAACUCCAACGCGAGGCAGCGUACGCCAAGGAGAUCAAACAGUGGGAUGCAAAGGUCGAGGAGGCGCAUCAGGCUCUGAUGGAUGUGACCAAGUGUAACACAGAACGUCUCCUCAGUGUUACAAACCUCUUUGACCAGAAAAAGGAGCUGGACCAUAAACUCAACGCCAGGCAGAAGAAAAUGGGCAGACAGUUCCAGGAUUACAGGAGGCGUAUGGAUCAGGAGGAGAUCCGAAGGCUGCAGGCGCUGGUGAAAACACAGUCGCAGCAGGCCGAGGCCCUCAGGAGAGAGAUCGGCCUCCUCUCCCGUAAAGGAGGCCACGUCUUGCCCCCCAGCUAUGCCCCGCUGCCCCCACUCGCCCCCUUACCGACCCCUGCAGACCGUAAGCAAGGUCCAGCGCGUCCAUCCAAACUUCUUAAAGCACAAAACUCACCCAGCAGACAUGGAGCUAUUUAACAGAGGCCAGAAAUAACAUACAGGUGUUGUUCUGUUAGAGGACUUUGUUCACUCUUUUCUAUUAUUAUGCUUCUUAAAAUUAAAAGAUUAUCUCUGUUUGUUGACCAGUGCUUUUACUGGCCUUUUACUGGCCUUUGAAGUGUGAAACCUUUUGUCCCACAUAACCUUUCAUCUAGCAUCAUCGUCAGAAAAUUAUUUAUAUUUUAAAAUGGACCUUGACGACAAAAAGCGGCUGAAAGAAUAGGUCUGCUAAUUUGAUCUCUUUUCUUGAUUUUAGUUAAAUGUCUUAAGAAGCCAACUCUAGAACCAGGACCCUAAAUCAUAAAUAACUUCAGACGGAUCUAUCUACAUGUCCAUUUAACGUCACAUGAUCUUGAUGAAACUAAGGUGCUAAUUUUAGGCACUGAGUCACAGACAUUGCCCUUUUGUGAUGCUUACAGCUUUUAACUGUGAAAAACUUUAGAUCCAGAUCUGUCGCUCCCACCUUCAUCAUUCAGUCACUCAAACAGAAUUUCCUGGAUUGUAUUCCAGUAUCUCACUGGUGCCUGAAGCAACAUGCCCACAUCAAACCAGCAGCUUCUAUUAUUGGAACAUGGGCUGCGUUUGGUUUUGAUUCUCACUAAAGGAAAGAGGAAACUAAUUAAAAUAAUAGACCAUAUAAUCUUCCCUCUGCCCACACAGACACUGAACACGUACACCCAGUGAGAUCAGUGUUUUCAAAUGAAAAACUGGUUUGGGAUGAAGCGGAAGUUUAAAACCACUCCGUCAUCCCUAAGUCUUUUACCAGAAUUUAGUAACUGGAUAUCUGAAAUGGAACAAAGACAGUCAAUAAAGUAGUUUUUGUUUUUUU